Danio rerio (zebrafish) is the source of this 1100-nucleotide messenger RNA. The record is from RefSeq and is a predicted model, not a curated record. Lineage: Eukaryota; Metazoa; Chordata; Actinopteri; Cypriniformes; Danionidae.
AAAAAAAAAAAAGAGUAGAGGAAUCCACAGGCGCUUUCUGUGAAGAGACUGAAGUGGAGUUGCAUGGAGUCCAUCAGACUGGAGAAUGAAGAUCUCUGCAGUGCUAACAGCUCUCCUGACUAAUCUUCUGCUGGGAAAUGUGUGUUCAUCCAUCAACGUCACAGUCUCUCCGGCUCCCUUCACGGUGGUGGCGGAGGGUCAAAACAUCACCCUGUCCUGUCAGGUAAGCCAGCGGAAGCGAUCAGCGAGUCUGCCGGUGGUUCGCUGGAUGUUUCAACCAGAAUCUGGAGGAGAGGAGCUGCUGGUAGCACGAGUGAACAUGAAGAGAGCCAAGUUUUACGGGAACUACACCAAGAGCUUCCGCAAGCCCAAAAUGAAGCUGACCGUGGUGAAACAGGGCAAGAUCUUCAACCUGCUGAUCGUGAACAUCAGCGAGCGGGACAGGGGUGUGUACAGCUGCAGGGUGCAGGAGUUUAACAAACACCAGGAGCGAUGGAAAGCUUCCACCAACAGCUCGGCCUCCACGCAGCUCAGAGUGCAUGUUCUCCCAGCCGGCAGACCAAAGGAGGAUCUGUGGAGUCUGUUUGAAGAUGUGUAUCUGUGUGCUGUGCUGGUGUGUUGUGUCGGACUCUUGUGCAUGUGCAUGUUCACUAUAGCUGUGAGCUGCCAGUAUCUACAGAGGAAGAGACGGUUAAAAGAAAACUAUCAUUUGGUCAAGAGUCCACAGAACAGUUCGGGAGAGACGGUCACUAGCCUGGUCAGUUUGUCUCCAGCUCUUCCCAAGAAGGUCAGAAAGUACAAGAAAAACAAAACUGUGGAGCAGGCGGAUGUUCCACCAGAGAUACCGGCUAAAGCCCCUAUUGCAGACAAAAUGCGCAAGCCGAAGCUUUUAAAACCUCAGCCCAGAAAAGUGGUUUUGCCCAAAAUUGCAGAGGAGAGUCUGACAUACGCCGAGCUCGAGCUGAUCAAGCCAUUGCCUGAAGCCAAAGCUGCAAAGACAGGAACCGUGUACGCUCAGAUACUCUUCGAGGACAAGCCUGUGUAGCAUUGCAUGUGCUGAGAAGGACGUUUAUUUAUGUAUUAACACCAUGUUGAUUCCA